AUGCCUCCAACGGAGACGGAACGCGACGGCAUGCUUUGCCUGUCGAGACACGAGAACUGCCCAUGGGAACAGGCUUUGAAGUCUGUUGAUGUCACGUGGUCUGGACUUCAGUAUACCUGCCUGAAGAUUUUGCAUCUGUACUGCAAGGUUUUCGAGCGGGAGGACAUAUUGGAAUUGGUUAUUCGAAAAACAUGCAAAUCGUGCGGUUGCGAUCGGCUGAAACACUCCGUGUAUCAUGAGGAAUUGGGCUCUGUACGGGACAGGCUUGGCCUGCGAGAGACCCGGGGACACCAUAGCUACGAUAACAGCCCACCUGGACUCACUGCCAAACAGACAGAAUUAUAUUGGUCGGCGUUAGCAGAACGCGCGCCAACAAUUGGUGGCGCUACUGGCUCUGCCGCUUGGCGAGCUUGGCGGACGAGAGCUUUAGCCGCUCAACUGCCGAAACAAGAUCUCUCAUUAGCACAUUGUAGGAAUAUUGAAGAAAACCACAACAAGGAGUUCGAAGACUUCGUCGCCGCCAGAAAUGAAAUCGCGUUAGAUAUUGGUAUAGCUAGUCAACACCACGACACUUCAGUGGAAUGUAUGGGGUGCUUGAAGCCAAUACGCAAUGGCAGUAUAGCAGUUCAAGCACCGAAAAUUCAUGAGGAGGCGGCGUUCCACCCAGCUUGUUUUGCGUGCUCCGAGUGCGACGAGUUACUAGUUGAACUGGCCUACUGCACACUAGAUGGCAGACUCUAUUGUGUUCGGCAUUACGAUGAACGACUCAAGCCACGCUGCCAUGCCUGUGACGAGGAACUGCAUCUGAGUGCAAGCCAACGCGCAUCCACUAUAAAUACUUAUAAUGCAUCUUUAGUCCCGUCGAUGACGUGUGCAUUCGUUUUGAGAAUAUUUUUGUAUAUUGACCCACUGCUGGGCGGGAUAGUAACUCGUGAUCUUAGACCCACCAUGCUACUUAAAAUUAAUAAGGUCUGA
Molecule: messenger RNA, 975 nt
Organism: Leptosia nina
Lineage: Eukaryota; Metazoa; Arthropoda; Insecta; Lepidoptera; Pieridae
Source: the annotation of a GenBank genome assembly